AAACAGGCAAGGAAAGAAAGAAAAAGUAGGCCCCGGCGGCUGCCCACGCCUCUCCUCCCUCCCAAAACCGGCAACUCGUCUCGUCAGCAACAACACCGCCGCGGCGCAUUACACGCACGGCACAGAUUCACAGCAAGCCGCCCCCCUUCCCCUUCCCCCCACCGCCGACGUGCCAAGCAAGAACCUCCCUCUUCCUCCCCCACCGCCCAAGAACCGAGGAUACCGGAGACAUGCCACCGAGGGGGAGGAAGCACUGGUGCAAGCACUGCAAGAGGAGCUUCCCUUCCGGGGCCUCGCUUGGAGGCCACAUGGCGGUCCACAGGAACAGGCGCAAGAAACAGCCGAGUCGCACGCCGAGCAUCGACGGCGAGAGGUACGGCCUCCGGGAGCGGUGCCAGAAGACGUCGUGGCUGCUGGAUUCCGUUUCCAGCGACGACGAUCGAUGGGCGUUGUUCCCCAAGACUGAAUGCCAGCUGUGCUUCAGGUCUUUUGCGUCCCCUGAUGCCCUGUCCAUGCACAUGAGGACGCACAAGCGCCGCCGGAAGAUGGCUGUGGAGCACCAGGCAGCAGUAGGUGAUGGUGAUGAUCUCAAUGUUCCUGUACCUGCUGCUCCAGUGAUGAGGAAGAAGAGGUCGAGGAGGAUGGUUCUGGACACUGUUCCAUCCCCUGUGAUGGAGGCGUAUGGGAUGGAGGAGGUCGAUGCCGCGUGCAUUCUUGUGAUGCUUUCAGGAGAUCAUGGCAUGUGCCCAGCUUUUGUUGAUUGUGGUGAAGGUGGUGAGAUGGACGACGUGGCGUUCGAUGCACUCAUGACAGAGAUGGGGCUGACUUCUCCUGAUCAUCAUGGCCCAGUUGGAGACAAUGAGUUGAUGGAGCCAGAGCCUUCUAGCUCUUAUGAGGAAGUGAAGUUUGUCAGCCUAUCAAAGGUGUUGAAGGCAACAGCUAACUACGAAUGCAAGAUUUGUGGGCAGGUCUUCACGUCUGGUCGGGCAUUGGGAGGCCACAGAAAGCGUCACAGUUUUGCUGAUCAUGGUAGAGCUCCAACUGUUACCAAAUCUGAAGCGACUCAACCUUGUGAAGAGCUGGUUCCACCAGAUCACCGGUCGCUCGUUCUCAACCUGCCAUCUCCCAGCAUAUGGAAUUGCAACACCGCAAGACCAAAGCCUGAACCGAACCAACUGUUGGUCGCAAGCAGCCUUUGGGAUGAACGAAUGCUGGGUGUUAUCUGAAAGUGGUUACAGUUUCUUCAUAAGUCUUGUAGCAAAUCCACAUUUUUUUUGCUAGGCAAUCGAUAGCCAAAGAGUAUGAUACCAGGAAUUGUCUCUGUAGUAUGUACAAUCGUUAUGGACAACUCUGUCUUUUGGAUUUGGCAGUUUUCUUACAUGUUGCACUGCCUUUUUUGGUUCCCAAACAUUGCAAUGUACCCAUUAACAAUCAGGGCAUUAGUUUCUAGAUUGGUUAUUCCCUAGUAGAGAGCAGUGUCGUCCAGGUUGCAGCAAUUCAAUUUCAUUUUAAA
This is a messenger RNA of Hordeum vulgare subsp. vulgare (domesticated barley), 1513 nucleotides long. RefSeq names its product zinc finger protein ZAT2-like. The record is from RefSeq and is a predicted model, not a curated record. The transcript has 2 exons. Bases 231 to 1226 code for a protein of 331 amino acids. NCBI's taxonomy places the organism in Eukaryota, Viridiplantae, Streptophyta, Magnoliopsida, Poales, Poaceae.